GAGCCGAAGAGUCGGAUCCUCGAUAUGUCUGCACUGUGGCUGCUCCUUGGUCUCCUUGCACUGACUGUCACAGAAUAAAACAGUGAUUGGAUGAGAAGUUUCUACAAGCUUGUAAUAGUGAAAGGAUUCUCAUGGGGAGCACCGUCCUGCCCCCUGCAGCCUCAGCUGAAAGCAGCACUUGGGGGUGCUAUGGCAACAUCCGCACCCUGGACACCCCUGGAGCGUCUUGCGGGGUUGGAAGACGUCACGGCCUGAGCUACUGUGGAGUUCGGGCUUCUGAACGGCUGGCGGAAAUAGACACGCCGCGCCUGCUGAGACAUCAGCCCAUGAUGCGCGCUGUCGGCCAAAGGUACUGCGUGGAUCCCGCGGUGGUCGCUGCCAUCGUGUCCCGGGAGUCUCAGGGUGCCGGCGUUCCGGUCAACGUGGGCACCGUGGACGAUGGAGUCGGAGAGGUGCAGGACCCUGCCAUACAUGGUCGCACACCUUGGAUCAGCGAGCCCCAGGUCUCCCACAUGACCGAGACUCUGACUGCUAGAAUCAAAGAAAUCCAGAGGAGGUUUCCCACCUGGACUCCCGACCAGUACCUGAGAGGUGGGCUGUGUGCCUAUAGUGAGGGUGCUGGACGUGUCCGAAACAGCCAGGACCUGAGUUGUGAUUUCUGCAAUGACGUCCUUGCUCGAGCCAAGUACCUCAAGAGGCGUGGCUUCUAGCGCUUCCCUUGAAUUCCAAGAUCCCUGCCAACGAGGCCUCGCCCACUGUCACACAGAUGAACUAGCAGGUGGGGCUCGGACCUGCCCAUUCAAGUCUAACAUGAAUCACAAUAAAGGAAUAAAGGGUGAUU
This is a messenger RNA of Oryctolagus cuniculus (rabbit), 841 nucleotides long. NCBI's taxonomy places the organism in Eukaryota, Metazoa, Chordata, Mammalia, Lagomorpha, Leporidae. The record is from RefSeq and is a predicted model, not a curated record.